Molecule: messenger RNA, 450 nt
Organism: Schistocerca cancellata (South American locust)
Lineage: Eukaryota; Metazoa; Arthropoda; Insecta; Orthoptera; Acrididae
Exons: 1
Coding region: 1-450 (149 amino acids)
Source: RefSeq, a predicted model, not a curated record
AUGCGGCUAUCGCCACUCGCGACCUGGAACGGCCGCAGGGCGACUCUUGGCGAGGCGACGCCGCCGUCAGGCGAGGCCCGCGUGCCGCCGCGGCGCUGGUGCCGUGGUCUGGCCACCUCGCCCCUAUCUGGGGUCAGGCCCCAGGGCCCGGCCGCCGGCGCUUCGGCGCCACUGCCCGCUGCUGCCGCCUUACAAAACACGGCGCCGCCUGCCGGCGCAGCCACUGUACCACUUGCCGCGGCAGCCGCCACAUCAGCCGCGAAACAACUGCAACACGCGGCGGCCGCUCAGACCGCGACACGACCCCGGAAGCGCGUCCUCCAACUGUCCGCUGCACGGAACACCAGGUGCCACGCCGCGUCGUUUCGGCCAUUGGAGACGUCUUUCGAGUACCUGCCAUCUGAAACGGGAACGUCAGUGCAGGCUUCCAGUUCUCAUCGUACCAGUUGA